Ostrea edulis (European flat oyster) is the source of this 2315-nucleotide messenger RNA. RefSeq names its product regulator of MON1-CCZ1 complex-like. Gene Ontology annotation, biological process: regulation of autophagy. The record is from RefSeq and is a predicted model, not a curated record. The coding region runs from base 111 to 2075 and encodes 654 amino acids. Gene Ontology annotation, molecular function: protein binding. The transcript is spliced from 22 exons. Gene Ontology annotation, cellular component: late endosome membrane; lysosomal membrane; Mon1-Ccz1 complex. NCBI's taxonomy places the organism in Eukaryota, Metazoa, Mollusca, Bivalvia, Ostreida, Ostreidae.
UAUCGUGCGGAUAUUGUUUCCUGUUCUAAUGAAAUUCGCCCCUUGAUAUAGAUUCUUUUUAAAAUAUUCGUAUAACUGAUAAAUAUGUGACGGAAGGAAAUCAUUUCGAUAUGGCAGAUGACGAGGGUAGUUACUAUAUUGAACUCUGUAAAAAUCCAAUAAGAUUUGACCCUGUAGACAAAGUUACCAACGUUUUCUACGAUGACGCCAACAAACAGGUGUUUACAGUGCGCUCUGGGGGUGCCGUUGGGGUGGUGGUUAAAGGACCAAAAGAAAAAGACAGUAUUACAUUUAGAAUGGAGAGCAGGGGAGAUGUCACUUCCAUAAAAUUUUCUCCGGACAGAAGAAUCUUGGCGAUACAAAGAUCGCCCAAAUCAGUGGAGUUUGUUAAUUUUCGUGAUGAUAUGACAACUGAUCAACUGGAGUACUCACAGACGUGUAAGGGAAAAUCAACAAUUAUUAGUGGAUUUGUGUGGACCUCUUCAAAUGAAAUUGUCUUCAUCACUGAUCAUGGACUGGAAUUUUAUCAGAUAUCUGAAAGAAGGACUCUAAAGUCUCUCAAAACUAUCAGCAUGAGUGUCUGUUGGUUUGUGUGGCUGGUAGAGAGCAGCUGCUUACUGCUGUCAUCUGGUGCUCAAGGGAAUCAGUUGAACCCUUUCUUCUUCAGACCAAGCUUAAUUACUAAACUGGCCAAAUUUGAAGUGGAUUUGCCAGCUGCCCAGAAAACAACAAAACAACCUUUGUUAGAAAGAGACGUCAGUAUGGCCAACAUAUAUGGUCAGCUUUAUGUGAUUGUCCUAAGACACCAGCCUCGACCUGGCUCAGUAGGGGCGGAAAUUGUUUUGUAUCAGAUUCAAAGAGAGGGUGCUGCCCGUAAAACAGACAUAAUGAGAUUGGAUCUCAGUGGGAGAUUUGCCAUAAAUGUUGUUAACAAUAUAAUUGUUGUGCAUCAUCAAGCCUCAAGGACUUCUGUGAUAUUUGACAUCAAUUUGGAUGGUGAAUCCGAUGGAUUUGUGAGGUACCAUCAUCCUGUGGUGUCACCGCUACCCAUCAGGCCUUUCAAACUCCUCCUGCCCUCACUUGGUAUCCAAGCUGGUCAAAGUAAAAUGGAGUACAACUGUGAACUUUAUUCAGCAAACUGGGUUGUUUUUCAGCCCAACGUAAUUAUUGAUGCAAAGUUAGGCUGUUUGUGGUACGUGGAACUGAAGCUAGAACCUGUAGUCACGAUGAUUCCAGACAAGUAUCGCCUGGUAAAGUUCCUGAUAGCACGAGAUGACAGUAAGCGUGUAAUUCUGAAUGUUUGUCGCAGUAUGCUCUCCCCAGAGAGUCAGGCAACCUUAUCCUCCAUAUCCAAAGUGCUGGAUAUGCUGAACAGGGUGUACCAGGGUUAUCUGGAUGCAGAAAUUCACAUACUGGCAGGUGAGCAGCCAGCUAGAGUGGACCCAGCGAUGAAGGUGGUGAUCGACCAGUCUGACAUGUACACCCAUGUCUUCUCAGUGUUUGAGGACAAUAAGAACAUGAAGUAUAAAUUCAUGGUGGCUACGCUCAUUGAAUACAUCCGAUCCCUUAGUGAGAACAACAUCACAGUUCAGCAUUACUUAUAUGAAUUGAUCAUCAACAUUCUAGUGCACAAUAACUGUUUCUACCAGCUUCAUCAAUUUCUGCAGUACCAUGUCCUUCAAGACUCUAAACCACUCGCCUGUCUGAUGCUGUCACUAGAAAGUGUUUAUCCUCCAGCCCACCAACUGGCUCUAGACAUGCUAAAGAGGUUGUCCACUGCAAAUGAGGAAAUCAUUGAAGUCCUUUUAUCAAAACAGCAGCUUUUACCAGCUUUGAGAUUCAUAAGAAGUGUGAACAUCGUAGAUUCAGUGUCGUCACGAAAGUUUUUAGAAGCAGCCAUGAAUACAGAUGAUGCUAUGCUGUUUUACACGGUGUUUAAAUUCUUUGAACAAAGAAACAUGAAAAUUCGAGGAAAACCAAAAUUUCAACCAGGGGAACAUUGUGAGAUGUAUGUUAAGCAUUUUGAGAGUCUGUUUGGAACUGAUGCUCUUGCAGAAAUUGUCCUAGCAAGCUGAUGAGAUGUUGUUUCAGAACAAAUAUGAUUAUGAACAAGCACAGAGACAUUGUUCUAUUCACUACAGAUGUAAUCCAUGGACUGGUUGACAUAUCAAUUCAAUAACACCCAUAGGAUUUAGUUUUAUACAAUGGAUAACACUUGAUCUUUACGUGGGAAAUCAUUUCCAGAAGCAUCAAAUGCAGAUUUUCUCUGCAAUAUAUUUAUCUGUAUGCAAAUAUGAAUAAAUGAUAUCCAUGCA